GUAGAAGAAGAACACGAACCAUAGCAACAGUUAAACAAAGAUGGCUGUCUUAAUUUGUACAGUAUGGCUUAUUUUGUCCAUAUGCAGUUUAUUUAUAUCUAUACGUUCUGUUUGUUCCACUGAAAAUACAACGAGCGACGUCGUUAAGAGCACCGUGCCAGUAGAACAAAACUCUAAAUCCAGUUUUACCGACAUUUAUACAUCUACAGAACCGACAACAACACAGAGCUUCUACCGUCCCACAGAGCAGCGUCCCGCAGCCGCGGAGCCCCUGCCUGUCUCCGGGAGCAUCCACUCUCCGGUGGCCGGCGCUGACAGGUUGUGUCCCUGUGACGAGAACACGGCUGUGUGUGACAUAAACUGCUGCUGCGACAGAGAGUGUAACGAAGAGGUGGCUCUGUUCACCAGCUGCUCAAUCAGUGCUGUAAGGAGUGGCAGCAAACAGCUGUGCAGCCAGGAUGUAGCACAGUACACUUUAAGGACCACCGUGGAUGGCUACUCAGAGCUGCAGUCGUCUGUUCAGAAGGAGACAAAUUAUGACAUCCUCUGCAUCCAGGCACAAAACCGUUACGAUGGACUGUCUCAUCCCUCACCACGUCUUCCAACUGACAGCAACUUUGAUUCCCUCUUCAGUCAGUUUGUCAGCUUUAUAUUUGGCUCAGAGCUCAGUGAUGAGGUGCUGCCUGCAAAGGUCCAGACCUUAACCGGAUACCAGUUCGGGGAUGUUUUGGAUACAGCAGAGCAGAGUGGACAGAGAGGGAUGUUCUACCUUCCAGCUCCCGGUAUCACUGCUGACUGUGUGAACAACAGUCCUGCAGCAUUCCUGAAGGACCAAAGCAGUCGAUGUUCCCAGCAUGUGGCCCUGGAUGGGGACUGUAGCUCUCUGCGGGCCCUCAGGAUGGACACCUACACUAACAUCCAGCUGUUUGCUGGGAAGAACGCUGAUGCACCAGUUGUUCCUGUGGAUGUGGCUUCAGUCAUCCUGCAGUCGACAGAGGGGACACAAACUGAGCUGGCUGUCAGUGAUGGAGUGAACCUCCUUCCUGUACUCAUUACCCCCACCCUCUGUGCUAAUGUGGUGCUGAAGGUUGUUUAUGUGAUUAAGUAUAACUCAGCUGGUGAGGUAGAGAAUGGAAGUGUGUCUCUGGUGCUUGGAUUUAUCAGUGAAGCUGAAGUGUUGCUGCAGCAGGAGUUUCAGGUCAUGUAUAUCCAGGGAGACGUUGGGGGGCGUGCGGUCCAUUAUAAUGGAAACCCAGGUUAUGUGGUUGGAAUGCCUCUCAUGUCUGGAGACAGAUCAGCAGAUGGCAUCACUAGAAGCAUCAACAGCAAAGACACUCUGUCUCUGCUGUGUAGUACCAAAGACCAGGACUGUCUGCAGGGUCCUCACCAGCGCUCUCCUAUCCUGUUUGGUCUGGACUAUGUGUCUGGCUGCACAUUAAGACUGGAGGACAUAACCAACUGCUCCCUCAUCUCCCAGCUGAUCCUGGAUGUUCUGAGAGGACCAAAUUCUCCCCAGUAUGUGGCUUCCUUUGGAAACUCCCCAUUAGAAAAUGUACUGGACUGGGUUCCAGUCAAAACCAACAUCAAUCCCACGACAGCACAAAGUUGCAACAUCCCACUGUCGAUCCAUUUAGAAAUAGAAUGGACCAAAUAUGGAUCCCUGGUGAACCCCCAAGCUCAGAUUGUGAACAUCAGAGAGGUGAUUGAAACCAACCGCAGCAGUUUGGCCCCGCUUUCUGGUGGCACCAGCAUUUUACCAAUCAGAAGCUCAGUAGCCUUCAUACCUGUGUCUGCUGCAGCUCUUCCUGGUUACAGAGCCACACCCAGCAUCAAUGCUAAGCUACCCUUUGACUUUUUCUUCCCUUUUGUCUGAACCUUCAGUAUGAAUGUGGGAUUUCUCUUAAAAACACUGCCUGGUUUUUCUGUUAUUGUGUAAAUACUGUAAAUAGGUUUCUAUGUGAUGAUUUUAGAAAUAAAGUAUUUUAUGUUGCUUAUCAAA
Messenger RNA from Girardinichthys multiradiatus, 1999 nucleotides. It is a transcript of the gene tctn1, whose product is annotated as tectonic family member 1. The coding region runs from base 41 to 1873 and encodes 610 amino acids. The record is from RefSeq and is a predicted model, not a curated record. Gene Ontology annotation, biological process: cilium assembly; protein localization to ciliary transition zone. The transcript is spliced from 14 exons. Gene Ontology annotation, cellular component: MKS complex. Lineage: Eukaryota; Metazoa; Chordata; Actinopteri; Cyprinodontiformes; Goodeidae.